AUGUUUUCUUCAAUCUCAAAGGCAUGGAACGAAGUCUCAGAUGAAAGCGGUGGUGGUAAAGAGAGCAGUGUCAAAUUCUCACAAUCUACAAGGGAUUCCCCAAGAAGAAAUGGCCAUUACAUACAUUAUGACAAGUCAAAAAACCCUUUGGAUAGGAUAAGGAAGACAGAGGGCAAAAAGGGCUCUCCAAGAAUACUCAAACCGUCAAACGACAAUAAACAAAAUAGUGUAUGGGGCUCUGCUUUGAAGAACUUGUCAAAAGUGUUCAAAAAGGAUGAUGGGGAACUUGGUUCAAUGAAGGAGUAUAUGAAUGGAAUGAUCAAAGUUCCAAAAGAGAGAAAAGAGCUGGUGAGAUCAAAAAGGGGUGAUACCUUGAGUAUUGGAGACUUGGACAAGGAUAACGUCAACGAAAGAGAAAGCAGAAGACGCAGAAGAACCGAUACAAUUUCUUCAAGAGUCGAAAGUAUUGGGAAUUCAUUCAAUCGUUACAAGAAAAGACGUAAUGGUGAUCCUACUGAGGUUCCAAAAUAUGAAUCAUAUUCCAAAUUUGAGAUUGAUGUCCCAAAGUAUCAGUAUCAAAAGGAAACUAACAAUGGGUAUGAAAAUUAUUCAACAGCAGUGGAUACAAGAUAUCAUUCCAAUGAAACUUCAUGGAAAGCUCAUACCCCAACAGAUUCCAAGCCUGCUUCUCAGGGUUUAACUUUUAGCAAAAUCACUGCCCAUGAUCUUCCUUCAUCACCAAUCUAUCACAACACUCAGUCAUCUUUAUCAAAAGAACAUUCAAAAAAGUCAAAUUUAAGCCUUGAAAAUAAUGUGGACAAGAGUUAUAUUGAUUCAUCGAGAAUUGAACAACUUUGUAAAAAAGUUGAGCAGCUUGAAAAUACAGUGGAAGGUUUGAGAGAUGAAUUAAGGCAAGCUAAUGAGAAAUCCUUACAACUAGAAAAAUCUAUAAAUUCUAAUGAUCAUUCUAUUCUGAAAGAUCUUGAUAAAACGGAUGAUAUGCCUCAUUUCAAAUUCGAGGAUGACAACAAUAUAUCGAGACCUUUGUCUCCAGUGAAAGUUGAUCUUGAUCGUUUCAAGUUCAUCAGGUAA
Messenger RNA from Hansenula anomala, 1092 nucleotides. RefSeq lists its product as uncharacterized. The record is from RefSeq and is a predicted model, not a curated record. Lineage: Eukaryota; Fungi; Ascomycota; Saccharomycetes; Phaffomycetales; Wickerhamomycetaceae. The transcript has a single exon. The coding region runs from base 1 to 1092 and encodes 363 amino acids.